Messenger RNA from Podospora bellae-mahoneyi, 3820 nucleotides. RefSeq lists its product as uncharacterized. Bases 2015 to 3289 code for a protein of 424 amino acids. The transcript is spliced from 4 exons. The record is from RefSeq and is a predicted model, not a curated record. NCBI's taxonomy places the organism in Eukaryota, Fungi, Ascomycota, Sordariomycetes, Sordariales, Podosporaceae.
ACCAAUACUUGCUCUCCUCCUGCCUUUCUGCUCCAAGGCUCGAAUUCUGGCGUAGCUGAAGGAAGAGGGGGGUUGCAUUCGGUUGUUGACGAAUUCUCCGGAGCCGCGGAGCCGCCACCUUUUCAAACUCGUCCCAUCCCGUCGUUAUCAUGAGAAGAAUGUAGGUGCACAGGACAUGCUGCACAGGCAAGGUGUCACAGGCGGUAUGAGGUGCUGCAACAGAAUAUGCGUGCUCUCCUGUAACAGUUCCAUGAAGGCUGGAGAAGCUUUGACAAGCUGCCGCGCUGCGUCGUACCGCGGCCCGUACUCGGACAGGCACACAUUUUGUUGGUCCCUGCAGCUACUUUCCAAAAUGAAAAAGAUCUGGAUAUCAGGGAACCUCAACAACUCGUCAACCAUGGACGCUGAUCAUGAGGAAGAACAAGUGACCAGACACCUCAACGGAAGCAACCUUGAAGGUCGCCGAAGUCCAAGUCAGGCCAAGCCAUACUGCCGCGACCCCUCCCACUUGCUCCGUCCGGGGUACCGACCCACGCCGCACUGUGUACCUUCACCCCGGUCAGCUUGACAUUGUUGGAGGGAAGGGACUUUGUCCGACCGUCAUACUUCUUGUGUGCGAAAAGAACUGGUGAUGAUACAGCCAAUAUUGCCCCCAGCGGAUAUCAAUCCAAAAAAGAGCCCUCCUUGAGAUUUCAUUUCAGAUAUAUUCUUGGCUGCCGGAGCGUUUCUUCCAGCCUUUCACCAUUGAUUUCCUCCAAGUUACUCUUGGCCCAGGGAACUUCAAAUAUGCGCUCGAGAGGCAGCCCCCAGCAGUAGCACCUGCCGAGUCAUGACGUAGAGCUUUCCUAUCCCCAGUUAUUCUCUAGACUGCUCCUUCCUCAUGAAAUUUUCCUAACCAACAUGUUGAAUAUGGCACGAGCAACCUCGCAGAAGGAAGUUGCCAGUGGCGUGUUACUUGCAUGGCUCAAGCCCAGAUGGUGGAUACACAGGCCAAAGACAGUGGGGUGACAAAGAGGGAACCGCCUGCCACUCCCGGCUCCCGCUCUCCCACUCACAACAACAACAGCAACAACACAUUUAUACCACAUGUCGCUUUUGUAAUCGGCAAAAGAUGAUGCAGCAUUUGCUCAAACGAGCUAGUCUAGCCCCUCGGAGCCACAGAAGCUGAAGCAGACGCCGCCCGCUUCGCACGGAACAGGGGGGAUGGGUGAGAGGGUUGCAGCGGCCCAGAGACUCGGGCGCGCCCAGCCCUCUUUUUCCAGCCUUUCUCCAACACAUCCUAGACAAUCCUGGGCCAUCAUCGACGCCCCUGCCGGCUUCCAUGCUGGAUCUUGAUUUGGCCGCCAGAUCCCGGACCGGCAACCCCCAAGGACCCUGGAUGCGCCUCAUCCCAACUCUCCACCCCGCCAGACCUAUGGAUGGAGUGUCCGCAACUAUUGCUCACCAACGACUCGACAUGCCUCGACAUAUCACCACCACCUAACAAAACUGCUAUCCUUGGCUGCUACCCUUGGUAUUCAUUCAAGAGCCGACUCCCGUGCCUAUACGUGAACCAAUAUCACACCUUGCUUAGACUAUCUCUCAAACAGCAGCUCUAUCAGAGAUUGUAGCCUAUGAUACGUCUACGCGCUCUACGACAAGCCCAUCGAUUGCUGUAGCAGGCAUCGACCCCCUCGGACCCGAAGCUGGUCAUGCUGGUCCUGCCCUGUACCGCGCAUGGCAUACCCCCUGCCUAGAGUCGGUGUGUAGGUCGAUGAGAGCUUCUUGGAUCCUGUUGAUCAUCAUCAUCCCCACUGAUCUUACGAAUCUCCCGCAGCUGUGCACCAGGUACCGUGGACCCUGUUCUCUCCCCGGGAGCUAACUACGGCUCAGCUGCAGCGGCAUCCUCGCCUUGCCGUCAGGCUGUCUUGGCUUCGUCAGGGUCGCAGGCUCUUGAGCGUUGUUGUCCUGUGGGCUGCAUUGUCCUCUCACGCAACACGUUUUUUUUUCUUGCUAUUUUUCCCGGGGCAGGCAUAUGCACGUCGUCCCAAGGUUUGGUCAAGCGCGGGCGGCUAUAAAAAGGAUCCCUCCCAAGCGCCCUAACGCAGUUGCCGCCCCCAUUCAUCAUCCCCCCAUCUUAUCCCCAGACCUCCCCCGUGUCCCCCUGGUGGCAAUCUUUCAUGCUGUAUCUAUUUCCAGCUGUAGCGCAAUACCUCGCUUGAUCAACGUUCCAACCGACCUGUACCAGGCUGUUGUUGCCGACGGUUCAGUGCAGAUUCACACGCGAACAGUGGACGCUUCCAUCCUUCCAACAUUCGAGAAGAGGUCUGAGAGCGAAGACGACCAACAAACCACCCGCUGCUCAGACUGUCUCCCUUCAAGAAUUGUGUUAUUAGACACGUUGGACUCCUGGGGACUUGGAACAUCGAACACCCCCGUUCGUCCAACGAAACCAACACCGACCAUGGCGAUGCCUCGGCCAGGUGACAACUUCCAAGGGGAACAGGUAUUUUGGUCUCCCUCCGGGCCGGCUCCAGCCUUCUAUUAUCCUCACAACGAGCCCUCUUCGUGCCGGUCGUCUCAGAACUUUAGUAACAGUCCUCCCGUCCAGCCCUUUGCCGACGCCCAGUUCGACAUCUUCGAGUGGCAUCCCUACUUCCAGUCCUGUUUGCGAUACUUUCUCGACCACGCCCAGUACGAAGGUCCGAUCCAGGCCCUCGCCGCCUUUGUCAACAUCCAGCUGCCCUUUCAGAGAUCCACAAAUCCGGUCUUAUCCUCGCGGGCCAAUUCCCCUUCGGGUGGUGGCCCUGGAUUAGCUGCCGGGUUUAGCGCACAGGGCUCGUCGGGUCGAGCAGCCGGUGUUGGACCCGGGAUGGCUGGGCCCGGGGGGGCAGGUCUGUUAGGGGGAUUCCCAUCCCACAUCUCGCUGCUGCCGUAUAUCCGCCGACUGGUGGCGACCGGGUUCGACUUUCCGGCCGUGCUCCAUGGGUUCUUUGGGGACGACUGGCAGAGAGGGAUAGGGCAGUUCCACGAGCAGGAGAGGAGGAAUUAUCUGUUUGCGACAAAGAGCAACAGCUGGCUGGAUGUCAAGGCGGCGUAUGACAUGGGGGCAGAGGAGACGAUACCAUUUUUGAAGCCGUUGCAAAACACGACGGAGAAGGAGAUUCAGGCGGCCGAGGCGGCGUGGAGCGAGUGGUUGGCCAUGCAGGACUGGAUGGUGGGACCUAGAGGACUGACAGCGAUUAACACCCCCCCGCCGGGCGGACACGGACGACGAGGGAAGCCUUAUAUCAAGAGGGAAGAAAACUGAGCAACACAACAUGAGAGAGAAGAGGGCAGGGCUGUAUACCUUACUUGACGAAAUUUUCUUUUUUAUAUGGCUGUCAUUUCUUUUGGGGGUAAACCAUGGCAUUGUGGGCUUGGGCUUUUCGGGAUGGUGGCAUUUUUUGUCUUUGUGUCGGCUCGGGCAUAGCAAGCGGGGUACAAAGGGGGCGGGUGGGUUACGAUGAUUUCUUUUCUUCUCUUUCCGUUAAGCUUUUUUGUUGAUAUAUUGGGAUGGAUGGUUUUAGUUGGUUUCUUUUUGGGACGGGUUAUUAGACCUUGACGAAGUUCAUGAGCGGGAUGUGUAGGAGAGAAGAUACCAGCAGUAUGGCAUGGCCUUUUUGACACGAGAUGAUGAUGACGGAGAUGGGGGGAAUGUGUACGAAGAGACAGCCGGAUGAGUCAUGAACGGAUGAUGAUGUUGGGUAGAGGUGAAUGAAUGGAUGAUUGGUGUCUGGAGUUUUUGGGUUUGUGAUUGUGAGAAGUGUAUGAUGUAUGAUAGGGCGGGGUUGGAUGUGUG